GCAAACGGAAGAUGGAAGAUUCACAGUAUCACUCUUGGGGCUGACUCGCGGCUGUAGCGAAUUUAGUUUAUUUUUGACUGCCGAACAGUUCGGACGCGAAUCACGGAUCCUCUCGAAGAGUGGAAAAAUCGUUUGAAGCGGCAAAGAAGUGGAACAAACCGACAACAAAUCGACAGAGGGAACAGCCAGCUAGGAAAAGUGACAGCACAAACACGCACAUUGAGGGUAGAAAAAAAAGGGAAAAAAGUGUUUGUUCAUCCAUGAAAUAAGGUUGCAUGGCAGUGUUCGCCAUCGGAAAACGGAACGUAGAUAAGAGUGAAAAACAUUGAGUCGAAGAAAAGAGAUUGGCAUUGAAGGUAGUGAAAAGGUGAAAAACGAGAUAAACAAAAGGAUUAUACUGUGCACACAGCCUUUGUGUUGCGAUAUUUACCGUUGGAGUGAAAGAGCGAAGAAGGAAGGGAAUUUGAUAUCGACAGAAGCAGCAAGGAGCAGCUUUUCUUCUUCGCACCCCGCCGAGCCACAGGAUCAGGGGAAAUAUAUCGAGCGGGCUGACAAUACAGAGACGCACAUUGCGGAAUCCCGGCAUCGAGUCAUCACGCCAUCGUUCAAACCCAAUUCCAACUCUUCCGGAGCGAAUGUAGUUCCACUGGAGCCCGGCAAUCAAUGAAUCCGUACGCAGCACAGAGAAGUGUGACAAAAUUCCCCAAGGUAGCCCUGCUUUUCGGUCUGCUGACAUUUCUGCUGCUACCAAAUGGGGAGAGUUUUGCGGAAGCGAUCCGCUGCGACCGGACCCCGGAGGCAACCGGUGCCAGCAAAUCGCCAGCCGAUGGCCGUUUCCGGAUACGCAUCUCCGGCAAUCCGGAGAAGUAUGUGCCUGGCGAAUCGUACACGAUCAGCCUGGUCGGCAUCCGCUCGAUGCAAGUCCCGCACAAAUUCUCCGGCUUCUUCCUGGCAGCCGAGCGGGAGAUCUCGCUGAACCGGCUCGAGCUGCAGAACAGCGGCGGUGGGCUGGUCAACGUGGGAACGUUUCAACUGCUCGGGGAUGCACUGACCAAGUUCAGCGAGCGUUGCCCUAAUGCCGUCACGCAAACCAGUUCGAUUCCGAAGAGUGAGAUACAGGUAAACUGGGUUGCUCCCCCGUCCGGCAGCGGAUGCAUAGCGAUCCGUGCGACCGUAAUCGAACAUCGGGACGUGUGGUACAUGGACGAUGGACCGUUGAGUAAAAUUUUCUGCGAGGAUGAAGCUGACUCGGUGGACACCCAGCCGCCGGUGCUGAAGGAGUGCUGUUCUUGCGAUGAGGCUAAGUACGAGCUAACGUUUGAGGGUUUGUGGUCGAGACACACCCAUCCGAAAGAUUUUCCCUCCAACGGGUGGUUGACAAGGUUCAGCGAUGUGAUUGGGGCAUCGCACACGGUGGACUAUCGAUUCUGGGAGUACGGUCAGGUGGCCAGUGAGGGAUUGAAGCAGGUGGCUGAACACGGCUCUACGAGGAUGCUGGAGAGCGAAUUAAAGAAUCAGAGUGACAAAAUUCGAACCAUCGUGAAAGCUCGUGGAAUUGCCUAUCCCAAUGUUACCGGAAAAACUUUUGCCGUGUUUCGAGUCGACUCGAAUCAUCAUUUGGUUUCGAUUGUAUCGAUGAUUGAUCCUUCGCCCGAUUGGAUCGUUGGAGUCUCUGGACUUGAGCUAUGUCUAGACAAUUGCUCUUGGGUGGAGAAUAAGAUUCUCAAUUUGUAUCCGUGGGAUGCGGGAACGGAUAGUGGCCCAACAUAUAUUUCUUCAGACCAGCCGACGAAUCCUCCGGAUGUAAUUCGUCGGAUUAAAUCAAACUACCCGAAUGAUCCUCGUUCGCCAUUUUACGAACCGAAUGGCGCGGAAAUGAAGCCUUUGGCUAGGAUCUAUUUGUCACGACAAAGGCUUUACGAGAAAAACUGUGGCACUGAUAAUGAGGAAGAGAUCGAGAGUAAGCAGGUCUGCGAAACGGAGCCCUGGGGAGACUGGACGGAAUGCAGCUCGCGCUGCGGAAAGGGAAAACAAACCCGCCGCAGAACGUACAAAUUCCCCAACAAGGCUAAGCAAGCGGAUUGCAAGAAGAAAUUGUUCGAUCGUCGGCCAUGCGUUGGAACCGAGAGGGACUGUGACUAUCAGACCAGCCAGGAGCUAGACGAGAUCUAUCAGAGUGAUCCAGAGUGCGAGGUUACCGAGUUUGGACCGUGGAGUGAGUGUAGCACUCCUUGCGGCAAGGGGAACAAGACUCGCUCGAGAAAGUAUAAGAAAAAGGGAGCCCGGAAGAAGUGCGAACGAAUGCCAAAUCCACCAAAACUGCAGCAGACGAUGCCCUGUAGCUCGGAGUGUGGCGGAGACAUCUCGCAACCGGUGAUCAGUGCUGAUAUUAACCCAAAAUGUAAGAUGACCCAAUGGUCCGAUUGGGGACCAUGUAGUGUAACGUGUGGACUUGGCCGAAAAAUGCGCACCCGAAUGCCGAUCAGUCAGGCUUUGAAUACGAAAAUGCACUACAAACGAUUCGUAAAUUACUACUUAACGAAGCGGCGUCCAACCUUGGAUGAUGAGGAGGACGAGGAGGAAGAAGAGGACGAUCUGGACAACAGUCUGCAAAUUACGGAUCAGAACGACCCCUGCUAUGGUGUGGAUACCGUCGAGGAGGUUACCUGUGGACAUGACCUUCCACCUUGUGAUGGGCUGUACGGAGUUCCAGACCUCUGUUUCUUGGAGCCGAAGAUGGGAAAUUGUCGCGAUUCUGAGACCCGAUGGUUCUACAACAGUGCCGCUAACGAUUGUGCGAUUUUAUUCUUCUCCGGUUGUGGUGGAAAUCACAACAAUUUCAUGUCGCGAGAAGAUUGUUUAGAUACUUGCAGUAAAGAUCGUAAAUUUACUAAUAUACCGAUUCGUGAUCAAAUAAGUACCAACUCCGACUACACGACGGACAUCAAGCAGGACUGCAGAACUUCCCACUGGAAGCGUGGCCCCUGUAACGUUACUUGUGGCGAAGGGUUCCGUUCAAAAACCCGAUCCGUUUUGUUGCAUCCCUCAAACGGUGGCCAGCGCUGCCCCCGGAAGCUACACAAGGUGGAGCGCUGCUUCGUGCACUGCGAUUCCUCGAGGCACGAUACCAAUCCCUCGUGGGGUCCAAGCACACGCUACUCGACGGAACCAAUCGAGUGCGUUUACUCGGCCUGGUCCGCAUGGUCUCCCUGCAGUAAAACCUGCGGAGAUUACGCUGUCCAGCAGCGCACCCGCUACGUGCUGAAUCCGGAGAAUACCCGGUACUGUCCGCAUCGGCUUGAGGAGCGGAAAUGUGAUAUAAUGCCUUGUUUGCUGGGCAAGUAAGUGAAGUUUCCAGCUGCCGAUGUGAUGAGCCGGUGGAAUCGGGGAAGGGUGAGAUUUUGGCGCCUUUUGGGUUCGAUUUGGAAUACUUAUUUAGCGGACACACGUAUUUUGUAGCAGCACCCGGAUGUUUAGUUUUGCAUUGCAUACGUAACAAUGGAUGGGAUGAGUUGGCGGAUUAGUGCUAUCUUCCUUGAUCGUCGCGGGCAUGUUGCCGUAGUAAACACAAAGAUGUACACAUGUUAUAAACAAGUAUAAAAUUAGAUUAGGGAAGCAACUUUUAUACAGAAACAAAAAAAAAAACAAAUCAGUCGGCACAAAUCAGUAGAGUUAUUGUCAGUGUAAGCGAACAAUAAGAGCAAAAACAAAAUCAUAAUGUCAAUCUUAAACUGUUCGAACACAAGCAAUGAUUUAGGGCAGAAUAGGUCUAGAUCAUAUAGAUGAUGAAAAAAAGUGUGGUGUAACAAUAAAAAUCUCCGAAAAUAUAUCAAAUUUUGACA
Molecule: messenger RNA, 3842 nt
Organism: Toxorhynchites rutilus septentrionalis
Lineage: Eukaryota; Metazoa; Arthropoda; Insecta; Diptera; Culicidae
Product: spondin-1
Exons: 9
Coding region: 664-3345 (893 amino acids)
Biological process (GO): cell adhesion
Cellular component (GO): extracellular matrix
Molecular function (GO): serine-type endopeptidase inhibitor activity
Source: RefSeq, a predicted model, not a curated record